CCGUCCCUGCCAAGCUAAUAGCAACACUCCCCAAAAAGCACCUUACCCUCUGUUUUCAUCAUCUUCACCAACCGAAAAAAUCCUUCUCUCUCUCUCUAAACUCAGAGAACGAGACCAGACUCGCCAGAGCAGAGAUGAAGAUAAAGAACAAAGGCAAAGUCCACCCAUCUCCCUCCUCUUCCGCUUCCCACUCUUCUUGCGGCGCCAGCAGAGACGUCCUCUCCGUCACAAGGCUCUUGCCGGCAGCCAUCCUCGCCCUCGUCUCCGUCCUCUCCCUCGAGGACCGCGAGGUCCUCGCCUACAUGAUCACCAGGUCCCUCGACACCACGACUCCCGCCGCCAGCGACGGCUCCGGCAGGAAGAAGCAGCAGCCGCCGAAGAGGGGGGCGGCGGCGUCGCCCAGCUUCGACUGCGACUGCUUCGACUGCUACCGGAGCUACUGGCACAGGUGGGACUCGUCGCCCAACAGAGAGCUCAUCCAUCAGGCCAUCGAGGCCUUCGAGGACCAUCUCGCCCUCGGCGAGCUCAGCAUGAACAAGAACGGCGGCGGCGGCCGAGGCAAGGCCAAGCGACGCGAGCGUGACAGCAAAAUGGCCCGUCGGGCCGUCUCGGGCCAACCCGAGCCCGAGCCCGAACCCCAGAUGCCCGUGAUCGAGACUGCCCCGCCGUCCGAGUCCGAGGACAGAGUCCUCGUUCCGCUGGAGAAUGAAGUGGUGUUUUCACCUACGCCGGUUACCUCUCCGGAGAGGGCUAGAACGGAGAAGCUUCCUGAGGAGGCCGAGCUGAGCUGCCAGCCUCCGGCUGCGGCUCAGGUGGUUGGCGACGUGGCGGCGAGGAGCGCUCGGGCGGCGGUGAGUAGCCACAAGGGUUUGGCGAGGAAGGUGUUGCCGGACGUGUUGGGGAUACUGAACUCCCGUUUGUGGAGCCUUUGGAGUCCGAAUAUGUAGUCAAAACUAUCAUGAAAAGUCCUCUGUUUUUUCAUUAAUUAAUCAAUCAAUCAAAUCCAUCUCCUUCUUUGUCUUU
Messenger RNA from Rhodamnia argentea, 1023 nucleotides. RefSeq lists its product as uncharacterized. Bases 135 to 947 code for a protein of 270 amino acids. The transcript has a single exon. Lineage: Eukaryota; Viridiplantae; Streptophyta; Magnoliopsida; Myrtales; Myrtaceae. The record is from RefSeq and is a predicted model, not a curated record.